This is a messenger RNA of Astyanax mexicanus (Mexican tetra), 1085 nucleotides long. It is a transcript of the gene cfap20, whose product is annotated as cilia and flagella associated protein 20. Lineage: Eukaryota; Metazoa; Chordata; Actinopteri; Characiformes; Acestrorhamphidae. Gene Ontology annotation, cellular component: ciliary basal body; motile cilium. The transcript has 7 exons. Gene Ontology annotation, biological process: regulation of cilium beat frequency involved in ciliary motility; positive regulation of cell motility; cilium assembly. The coding region runs from base 346 to 927 and encodes 193 amino acids. The record is from RefSeq and is a predicted model, not a curated record.
CGGAGUGAACCGCGUCCUGUAUCACAGCAACGGGCCGAGCGAGAGCCGAGCAGCAGCAGCAGCAGCAGCUGUGGAGAUCUGCCGGGUUUACAGCACUGAUUAUAUGACAGAAUUAAUUUCAGAAUUAUUAACACACAGAGACACAGAGUUAAACUGCGUCUGACUGAAGAUUUUACAUUCCGCCUUUUUUAACAGAGCGACCGUUUAAUUCACAGCAACCGGAGCGGAGUAAGGAACCAGUGCUCGCCUCUGCUGCGGUGAAUCUGUUGCUACACGGACCGGUUUUCAGUGGAGCGCAGAGAGUGUUCGUGUGUGGGAGGGAGAUUUAUAUGAUUUUAUAAAAUCAUGUUCAAGAACACAUUCCAGAGCGGCUUCCUGUCCAUCCUCUACAGCAUCGGGAGCAAACCGCUUCAGAUAUGGGAUAAAAAGGUGAGAAAUGGACAUAUAAAGCGGAUUACAGACAAUGAUAUCCAGUCACUGGUGCUGGAGGUGGAGGGGACCAACGUCAGCACAACAUACAUCACAUGCCCGGCAGAUCCGAAGAAAACCCUUGGCAUCAAAUUGCCCUUCCUGGUUAUGAUCAUCAAGAACCUCAAGAAGUACUUCACAUUUGAAGUUCAGGUGCUGGAUGAUAAGAACGUACGGCGGAGAUUCAGGGCGAGUAACUACCAGAGCACCACCCGGGUGAAGCCGUUCAUCUGCACCAUGCCCAUGCGACUGGAUGACGGCUGGAACCAGAUCCAGUUCAACCUGUCGGACUUCACAAGAAGAGCGUACGGCACCAACUACAUUGAGACGCUCCGUGUACAGAUUCAUGCCAACUGUCGCAUAAGAAGAGUGUACUUUUCUGACAGACUGUACUCGGAAGAUGAGCUCCCGGCAGAGUUUAAGCUUUAUUUGCCAGUUCAAAACAAAGCAAAGCAGUGAAGUGGAAUCUGAAGCAUUCUCAUCCUUUGUUAAACCUGCAGUUUUUCCACAACAGAGAAAUUUCUAGUAUCCUCUCUUUGCUUUGUAUUUGUAAUGUUAUUUUGGGACUGUGUGAAUAGUUUGUUUGUUUGCGGCUCAAUAAAUAUUUUAUAUGCACA